AUGCGUUUUCUCAUAUUUUUCUUCGUCGUUUUUAUUUGUAAGACAGGACAUGGAGCGAUGUACCACUGUAAUGAAAAUGCUACAUGUGGAUGUUCAAAGUCAUUUACACUUAUAUCAUGUAUUAUUGGCGGUGAAGCUGCAGCUCAACAAUCUUGGUCAUGGGCUGUUUCUAUUCGUUCUAAUGGAGAUCACUUUUGUGGAGGAUCAAUUCUUUCACCAUCAUUCAUUAUUACUGCUGCUCAUUGUUUUAAUGAUGAAACUGACUUAAAAAUAUCACUAUUCUUGUUGGAUCUCUAA
Messenger RNA from Rotaria sp. Silwood2, 297 nucleotides. NCBI's taxonomy places the organism in Eukaryota, Metazoa, Rotifera, Eurotatoria, Philodinida, Philodinidae. The record is from the annotation of a GenBank genome assembly.